Scleropages formosus (Asian bonytongue) is the source of this 210-nucleotide messenger RNA. Its product is annotated as guanine nucleotide-binding protein G(I)/G(S)/G(O) subunit gamma-T2-like. Gene Ontology annotation, biological process: G protein-coupled receptor signaling pathway. Gene Ontology annotation, cellular component: heterotrimeric G-protein complex. The transcript has 2 exons. NCBI's taxonomy places the organism in Eukaryota, Metazoa, Chordata, Actinopteri, Osteoglossiformes, Osteoglossidae. Bases 1 to 210 code for a protein of 69 amino acids. The record is from RefSeq and is a predicted model, not a curated record. Gene Ontology annotation, molecular function: G-protein beta-subunit binding.
AUGGCGCGUGACAUGUCUGAUAUCGACAUCCUCAAGAUGGAGCUGCAGCAGCUCCAGAAAGAGGUGAAAAACGAACGGGAGCCGGUCUCGAAGACGGCCAAGGAGCUGGUGGAUUGGGUUGAAGCCAAUUCUGCUGAAGACAUCCUGCUCAAGGGUGUGCCAGAAGAUAAAAACCCCUUCAAGGAGAAGGGUGGCUGCAUAAUAACAUAG